Molecule: messenger RNA, 3513 nt
Organism: Gracilinanus agilis (Agile Gracile Mouse Opossum)
Lineage: Eukaryota; Metazoa; Chordata; Mammalia; Didelphimorphia; Didelphidae
Gene: PPFIA2
Product: PTPRF interacting protein alpha 2
Exons: 29
Coding region: 1-3477 (1158 amino acids)
Biological process (GO): synapse organization
Cellular component (GO): presynaptic active zone
Molecular function (GO): protein binding
Source: RefSeq, a predicted model, not a curated record
AUGAUGUGUGAGGUGAUGCCCACGAUAAACGAGGACACCCCAAUGAGUCAAAGGGGGUCCCAAAGUAGUGGUUCGGACUCGGAUUCCCAUUUUGAGCAGCUGAUGGUGAAUAUGCUUGAUGAAAGGGAUCGGCUUCUAGAAACACUUCGAGAGACACAGGAAAGCUUGUCACUUGCACAACAAAGACUUCAGGAUGUCAUCUAUGAUAGAGACUCACUCCAACGACAGCUUAAUUCAGCCCUUCCACAGGAUAUUGAAUCCCUAACAGGAGGAUUGGCUGGUUCCAAGGGGGCCGAUCCACCGGAAUUUGCUGCUCUGACGAAAGAAUUAAAUGCAUGCCGGGAACAGUUGCUAGAAAAAGAAGAAGAAAUUUCUGAACUUAAGGCAGAGAGAAACAACACAAGAUUAUUACUGGAGCAUUUGGAGUGCCUUGUUUCAAGACAUGAAAGGUCAUUAAGAAUGACAGUGGUGAAAAGGCAAGCCCAGUCCCCAUCAGGUGUUUCCAGUGAAGUCGAGGUUCUCAAAGCCCUGAAAUCUCUGUUUGAGCACCAUAAGGCUUUGGAUGAAAAGGUAAGGGAGCGACUGAGGGUUUCUUUAGAAAGAGUCUCUGCACUGGAAGAAGAACUAUCAGCUGCUAACCAGGAGAUUGUUGCUUUGAGGGAACAAAAUGCUCACAUUCAAAGGAAAAUGGCAUCUGGAGAAGGGACCACAGAGUCAGAACAUAUGGAAGGGAUGGAACCUGGCCAGAAAAUCCAUGAAAAGCGUUUGUCCAAUGGUUCCAUAGACUCAACAGAUGACACCAGCCAAGUGAUGGAACUACAAGAAUUACUUGAAAAGCAAAAUUAUGAAAUGGUCCAAAUGAAAGAGCGCUUAGCAGCCCUUUCUUCCCGAGUGGGAGAGGUGGAACAGGAAGCAGAGACAGCCAGAAAGGACCUCAUUAAAACAGAGGAAAUGAACACCAAAUAUCAAAGGGAUAUUAGAGAGGCGAUGGCCCAAAAAGAAGACAUGGAAGAAAGAAUCACCACUCUUGAGAAGCGUUAUUUAAGUGCGCAGAGAGAAUCCACCUCCAUCCAUGACAUGAAUGAUAAACUAGAAAAUGAGCUGGCAAAUAAGGAGGCCAUCCUACGUCAGAUGGAAGAGAAGAACAGACAGUUACAGGAACGGCUUGAGUUGGCUGAGCAAAAGUUGCAGCAGACCAUGAGGAAAGCUGAGACCUUACCAGAAGUAGAGGCUGAACUUGCUCAGAGAAUUGCAGCUUUGACCAAGGCUGAAGAGAGACACGGUAACAUCGAAGAGAGGAUGAGGCAUUUGGAAGGUCAGCUUGAAGAGAAGAACCAAGAACUCCAAAGAGCUAGGCAAAGAGAAAAAAUGAACGAGGAACACAACAAAAGGUUAUCAGACACUGUCGAUCGACUUUUGACGGAAUCCAAUGAACGUCUGCAGCUUCACUUGAAAGAAAGAAUGGCAGCCCUGGAGGAGAAGAAUGUUUUAAUUCAAGAAUCUGAAAGUUUCAGAAAGAAUCUCGAAGAGUCUUUGCAUGAUAAGGAAAGAUUAGCUGAAGAAAUUGAAAAGCUGAGGUCAGAACUAGACCAGUUGAAAAUAAGAACUGGCUCUUUGAUUGAACCUACAAUAUCAAGGACACACUUGGAUACCUCAACAGAGCUUCGGUAUUCUGUAGGAUCACUUGUGGACAGCCAGCCUGACUACAGGUCAACUAAGGUGAUAAGAAGACCAAGGAGAGGCCGUAUGGGAGUCCGAAGAGAUGAACCAAAGGUGAAAUCACUCGGGGACCAUGAGUGGAACAGAACUCAACAAAUUGGAGUACUAAGCAGCCACCAUUUUGAAAGUGACACUGAAAUGUCUGAUAUUGAUGAUGAUGAUAGAGAAACUAUUUUUAGCUCAAUGGACCUUCUAUCCCCAAGCGGCCAUUCUGAUGCCCAGACUCUCGCCAUGAUGCUUCAAGAACAAUUAGAUGCAAUUAAUAAAGAAAUCAGGUUAAUUCAGGAAGAAAAAGAGUCCACAGAACUACGUGCUGAAGAAAUUGAGAACAGAGUUGCCAGUGUGAGCUUGGAAGGUCUGAAUCUAGCUAGAGUCCAUCCAGGUACUUCAAUCACUGCCUCAGUUACAGCAUCAUCCCUAGCAAGUUCAUCUCCUCCUAGUGGUCACUCCACGCCUAAGCUCACUCCCCGAAGUCCAGCCAGGGAGAUGGAUCGAAUGGGAAUCAUGACUCUGCCAAGUGAUCUAAGGAAACAUCGGAGAAAGAAAUUAUUGUUAGAAAUUUUAUGCAAAACUUGGAACCUAAAACUGGAAGACAGUAGUUUGCCUGUGUCCCUGGAACCCGACAGCAUCGGUCUUGGCAGUGCCAAUAGCAGCCAAGAUUCCCUCCACAAAGCGCCCAAAAAGAAAGGAAUCAAGUCUUCAAUAGGACGCUUGUUUGGUAAAAAAGAGAAGGCCCGGCUUGGACAACUCAGAGGCUUUAUGGAGACAGAAGCUGCAGCACAAGAAUCUCUAGGUUUAGGCAAACUUGGAACUCAAGCUGAGAAGGACCGGCGCCUGAAGAAAAAGCAUGAACUUUUGGAAGAAGCUCGAAGGAAGGGAUUACCUUUUGCGCAGUGGGAUGGGCCCACAGUGGUUGCAUGGUUAGAGCCCUCAGGCAAUGUUUGGGUGACCCAUGAAGAAAUGGAAAACCUUGCUGCUCCAGCCAAAACGAAAGAAUCUGAGGAAGGAAGCUGGGCCCAGACUCUGGCUUAUGGUGAUAUGAAUCAUGAGUGGAUUGGUAAUGAGUGGCUUCCCAGCUUGGGCUUACCUCAAUACAGAAGUUACUUUAUGGAAUGCCUGGUAGAUGCAAGAAUGUUAGAUCACCUGACGAAAAAAGAUCUCCGGGUCCAUUUAAAAAUGGUGGAUAGCUUUCAUAGAACAAGUUUACAAUAUGGAAUUAUGUGCUUAAAGAGGUUGAAUUAUGACAGGAAAGAACUAGAAAGGAGACGGGAAGCAAGUCAACAUGAAAUUAAAGAUGUGUUGGUGUGGAGCAACGACCGAGUGAUUCGCUGGAUACAAGCAAUUGGACUUCGAGAAUAUGCAAAUAAUGUGCUAGAAAGUGGCGUGCAUGGAUCCCUGAUAGCCUUGGAUGAGAACUUUGACUAUAGUAGCUUGGCUUUGUUAUUACAGAUUCCUACACAGAAUACACAGGCAAGACAAAUUCUUGAAAGAGAAUAUAAUAAUCUUUUGGCACUGGGGACUGAGCGGCGCCUGGAUGAAAGUGAUGACAAGAACUUCAGGCGUGGGUCAUCGUGGAGAAGACAGUUUCCUCCCCGUGAAGUCCAUGGGAUCAGCAUGAUGCCUGGUUCCUCAGAAACAUUGCCAGCUGGAUUUAGGCUAACCACCACAUCUGGGCAGUCUCGGAAAAUGGCCACCGACGUUGCUUCAUCGAGGUUGCAGAGAUUAGACAGCUCCACUGUUCGCACAUACUCAUGUUGACAAGCCUAUCAAAGGAGGCAGCACUGAACUGCUGUG